This is a messenger RNA of Anguilla rostrata (American eel), 3494 nucleotides long. RefSeq names its product periostin, osteoblast specific factor b (gene postnb). Gene Ontology annotation, molecular function: cell adhesion molecule binding. Gene Ontology annotation, biological process: cell adhesion; extracellular matrix organization. The coding region runs from base 46 to 2625 and encodes 859 amino acids. The record is from RefSeq and is a predicted model, not a curated record. Lineage: Eukaryota; Metazoa; Chordata; Actinopteri; Anguilliformes; Anguillidae. Gene Ontology annotation, cellular component: extracellular matrix. The transcript is spliced from 23 exons.
GCUCCCACUUCUCACUCUGUAGUCCGACCAGGAGGAGCCGCGAGGAUGAAGCUCCUGUUCGUGUCCGCCUUCGCCGUGUUCGCGCUGUCCGCCCUCGACCGGGCGGACUCCUCCGCUUACGACAAGAUCCUGUCCCACAGCCGCAUCAGGGCCAAGGACCAGGGACCCAACGUGUGCGCUCUCCAGCAGGUCAGCGGGACCAAAAAAAAGUACUUCAGCACCUGCAGGAACUGGUACCGUGGCUCCAUCUGCGGAAAGAAAGCGAUGGUGCUGUACGAGUGCUGCCCAGGAUACAUGCGGCUGGACGGAAUGCCAGGGUGCGCCGCAGUGGCACCCAUUGACCACGUGUAUGGCACACUGGGUCCUGUGAACGCCAUCCAAACGCAGAAGUACGCGGACAUGUCGAAGCUCAGGCCAGAGAUCGAAGGGGAGGGUUCGUACACAAUGUUCGCUCCCAGCAACGAAGCCUGGGAGCUCCUGGACCCUGAAGUGAGGAACGCUCUGGAGAGCAAUGUGAACAUCGAGCUGUACAACGCCCUUCACUAUCACAUGGUCAACAAGCGCCUGCUGACCAAAGACAUGAAGGACGGCCUGAAAGUCAUCUCCAUGUACAACGAUCUGGGCCUUCACAUCAACCACUACCCCAACGGGAUCGUCACGGUGAACUGCGCCAGGAUUAUCCACGGCAACCAGGUGUCCACAAACGGAGUGGUGCACGUCAUUGACCGCGUCAUCUCCGCCGUCGGAAACACCAUCCGUGAUGUCAUCGAAGUUGAUGAUGACCUAUCCUCUCUGAAAACCAUAGCUGAUAACUCUGGAUUGAUGGACAAGCUGGGGGAGAAAGGACAGUACACUCUGUUCGCCCCGACCAACAAGGCCUUUGACGAGCUGGACAGCGAUGUUCUGGAGAGGAUGAUGGGCGACAAGGGAGUCCUCAAAGCCCUGUUGAACUUCCACCUCCUGAACUCGGCCCAGUGCUCAGAGGCCAUCAUGGCCGGAACCUCCUUCGAGACCCUGGAGGGCCACAACAUCGAGGUCGGCUGCGACGGCGACAGCCUGACCGUCAACGGCGUCAAGAUGGUGCUGAAGAAGGACAUCGUCACCACCAACGGCGUCAUCCACCUGAUCGAGAAGGUGCUCAUUCCAGACUCAGCUAAACAGGUGACGGAGCUGAUUGGCGAGUCCCAGGGCACGUUUGGCGAUAUGGUCGCUGAGCUGGGAUUGGCUGCUGCCAUGAGGCCCAAGGAGGAGUACACUCUCCUGGCACCCGUCAACACAGCUUUCACAGAUGACGUGAUGGGUAUGGACCAGCGCCUCCUCAAGAUCAUUCUGGAGAACCAUGUCCUGAAGAAGAAGUUCCUCCUGAACCAGUUGUACAACGGCCAGCGCUUGGAGAGCAUCGGAGGAAAGAGCCUGAGGGUGUUCAUCUACCGCACUUCCGUCUGCAUUGAGAACGCCUGCAUGGUGAGGGGCAGCAAGGAGGGGACCAACGGGGCCCUCCACCUCAUGAAGGGCCUCAUAAAACCGGCCGUGAAGACCAUGUUCCAGAUCCUUACGGACGACGGACGCUUCAAGAUGUUCCUGUCCCUGAUAGAGGCUGCCGGUUUGACCGACCUGCUCAAUCAGGAGGGCGACUUCACUCUCUUUGCGCCGACUGAUGACGCGUUCGAGGGCAUGAGCCAGCGGGACAUAGCGCUGCUGACGAGUGACAUCAACGCCCUGAGGACAAUCCUACUGUACCACCUGACCAAGAGCGUGUUCAUUGGCGCUGGCUUGGAGGGCGGAGUCACCAACCUGAUGAAGUCCCUGCAGGGAAGCAACCUCAAAGUAAUCUCUGACAAGAACGGUCUCCAGGUAAACACUGUGGGCGUGGAUGACGCUGACGUGAUGGCAUCGAAUGGAGUGAUUCACAUUGUGAAACGCCUGCUGUACCCCGCAGAGCUGCCCGUUGGAAGCCAGGACUUGCUCUCUCUGUUGCGAAGACUGAUCACGCAAAUUCAGUUCAGGUAUGUGGCCGGACACAAAUACAAGGAAAUCCCUCUGACUUUCCUGAAGCGAGUUAUCACCCGCGUCGUCGAAGCAGACGUGACGGUGAAAACGCAGAGAAACAGGUAUCGCGCAGCGCCUCCGAAAAGGAUUUCCCGUGCUCUUCCAGACCCGGCGAUUACCAAGGUUACAAGGGUAAUUGAGGGAGAUCCUACUAUUACCAAGGUUACACGGGUCAUUGAAGGGGAUCCCACCAUCACCAAGGUCACAAGAGUCAUUCAAGGCGAGCCCACUAUUACCAAGGUUACAAGAGUCGUCGAAGGCGACCCCACUGUUACCAAGGUUACAAGGGUCAUCGAAGGCGAUCCCACUGUUACCAAGGUUACAAGGGUCAUCGAAGGAGAUCCCACCCUAACACAUUUCACCAGGGUCGUCUCAGGUGACGUGGGCGGCGAGGCGGAUCUGAAGAAGCUUCUGGAAGAAGGGACCAGCUACUCCCACUUCACCACCAUCGAGGGCGACGCUUCGAACAUUGACUUAGACACAGAAAAAAUCACCAAGCUCAUCGAAGGAAAACCAACAAGACGUGUCCCACCGAAAAAAGAUAAACCUAACACCCGAAGAAGAGGUCGUCAGUGAACGCUAGCAGAACGCACCAUCACCUUAUGAAUACGAGGAGCUACGAUCAUUGGACAUCAGGAGACCCACGGGCCCGUGACCUGGUCAACGCGCUCGACGGAGAACUGGUUGUGGAUAGACUAGAUCAACUGAAUUAAAGAAGAAAGAAAAACAAAACUAUUUUUUUUUUUUGUGAAAGAAAAUAUUGGUGUAUGUAAUCCCUACGUGCAAUGAAAGGCUUGGUCCAAAAAAAAAAAAAAAAAAAAAAAAUACAUUGGUAGCCAGUAGUCCAAAAGCAGCCAGUAAAAUUCGGAAGCCCUAUACAAGCUAUUUGUGCUUGUCUGUGUGUGUGUGUGUGUGUGUAUGUGCGUGUGUGUGCCAUCAUUAAUAUUAUAUAUGUCAUAUUAUAUAUAUCACAGCUGGAAACGGCAAGUGAAAUAAGACCAAGAAGUGUAUGUUUGUAAAUGACUUUAUUUGCAACGUGGGAGGAAAGGUUGAAGGGGCAGCUUAGGGCAUUUACCUCUGCAUGACCAUGAUUUUGAUGGUGCUUGCAUUUAAAUUCAGAAUGCCACUUUUCAGUUUAAAUAAACAAUGCUUGGCGACAUGACGCAUGUUGACAGUUCCCACCCAUUUUUAUGUAUGAAAAUGUGCUCUUUCAGAGGUUAAUGCAUCCUGUACGUUUUUUUUUUCAUUUUGUUUGGUUUUUCUUACUUGUUUUGAAAUUUAAUUAUGUAACUGCUGCAUCCUGCAGCCUUAAUUUUUCAAAAAAACAUUUCUAAAAAGCAUUUUAUUGGUUCCUGGUGUGCACAUGGCUUCACACAUUUUCUGCUACAAACUUCACCUUUGGAACAAGUGUUCAAUAAAAUCUAUUAUGGGUGUUAAUAUUUUCA